This is a messenger RNA of Olea europaea var. sylvestris, 2115 nucleotides long. RefSeq names its product homeobox protein LUMINIDEPENDENS-like. The transcript has 12 exons. The coding region runs from base 797 to 1720 and encodes 307 amino acids. The record is from RefSeq and is a predicted model, not a curated record. NCBI's taxonomy places the organism in Eukaryota, Viridiplantae, Streptophyta, Magnoliopsida, Lamiales, Oleaceae.
UUAGAGAAUUGUUUUAUUUGAUAUUGUAUACUUGAUUUAAUGCUGUGGCUACUAGGCAUAUAGACGGGCUUUCUUAUUUCUUGUUGUUCCUUUUUGGUUUAAAUUGAUAGUAUACUUCCUAUGUAUUAUGUAUUGAUUAAUAAAAUAUUUAAUUACCUUUCAAAAAAAAAAAAAAAAAAAAAGAUCAUCUACCUAUACAAUAUUGAUAAACUAUCAAUAUUCUUACCUUAUCCUGUGCUCAUUUUUUAAUAAAGAGAGUAUGGUCCCCUUGACUACUUGAAAUUCAACACCAAACAAACAUUAUUUCCGAAGUUAACAUCAAACUUAGGUGGUGUCUCUAUAUAACUUCCUCCAACUUGUUAUGUUGGAAAACUUCCUUAACAUCAAGAAGAACGAAGAAAAACCCUUAAUGUUUGGCGAUAAUUUAAGUUUUUGAGAAGAAAACGUCUCAAAAACUUAUUUCUCGGAACCAAAUCAAUUAUUGACAACGUUGACAUGUUGUAGAGUUUCAAGUUGCCAUUGGGAGAUAAUGUUUUGAUAUUUCAGGGGCUCUGGUUCUUCGAGGUGCCUUAAUUCCAUCUCAAGUUGGUGGAUUACAUGCUUUUUCCAUGGCCUCUUGUUUUAUAUUACCGCAUGAUGCCAAAUGUUACAAUCUUCUACAUGCUAUGGAGAUAAUAUUUUAAUAUUUGAGGGGCUCUUGCUUGUGGAGGACACUCCUUGGUAGUCUUGGAGGUCAAAUGCUGCUGCUCAAAUUCAUGAGAGACCUGCAAAAAGGCGAGGGAAGAAGGGAGCUCCAAUGCGUAAGUCAGGUACGGCAACUGAAAUGGUGAGAAAAGGUGGCAAGAGAAGGUCAGCUCGUGCUGGUUUUCGGGAACAGAGAAUGAAGUUUUUCAAAGAGAUAGAGCAGAACUGCUUGAUCAGCUCCAUCACUACGUAUCCAGAUUUGUUAGACAUGCAGAAGCAGCUCUUCAAGAGCCAGGUCCAGCAGCUUAAAUUCAUGGUUAAAACCCAUCGUGAAUUAACUGGUGUCAAUCCCCUGUCUCCGGAUAUGGUGGCUGGACUGCUAUCAAUUAACACUGAUAUUGAUGAAGGACCUUCCUGGGACGAAGUCCAACCUGAUCUGGAAGAGUUAGAUAAACAUUUUAUAGAUGAAAAGAUUGCGUUAAUGAAGAAAGAAGAAACAUUCUCUGGACAAGUCAAAUUGAUGGAGUCAAUUUUGCAAAUAGAAAAUCCUUCAGUCCUAUCUUGGUUGUUAAUUAAAGGUGGUAUGAUGAUAUUAGCAACAUGGUUAAGUCAAGCUGUUAUUGAAGAACAAACAAGUGUCCUUAAUAUUAUUCUUAAGGUUUUUCAUAUCUUGCCACUACAGACAGCUUUCCUUGUGCAGAAAACCAUAAUAUAUAAAAUUGUUACUAAACUGCAAUUUUAUUGGACACAAGGAUUAGAUAUCUCAGAAAGUGCAAAAACCUUAAUAACAAAAUGGAGCAAUAUGUCUGCAAAGAGCCAGGAUUCGAAGAAUGGUAAAAGCCAAAGUGUUAUGUUAUCUGAAACUCAAGAUCUCAGAGAAGUUCAAAUGUUGGAGAAUCCAGACCAAAAUACGACUGUAAAGAUCCCCAAGGAUCCUCAUCAAGAAUACAUAGUUCUGUCAGAUUCGGAUGAUGAAGCUCCACAGCAGGAAGGAAGAGACCAAGUCCCUGACUUCAUACCAGGAAGCAUCUGGUGAGUGUAGCAGUAGCAAAAACAUGGCCGGAGAAGGUAGCGGUGUCAAAUGAGGAUGCGGCCGACUCCACUGAGGACAUGAUAGAGCAAUUGACUUCUAAGGCAGCAUUUGGACCUUCAUUUUCUACAUUUGGGUUGUCUGGAACAAACCAACUAAUAAUACAGUCUUAAUGCUGUCGGAAAAUUGAGUUCUUGUACUUAAUGGUGUUUGAUACUCGGAUCUGUCAAUUUCGGUCUUCAGAAAAUUUGGAGACGAUGUUUUGUUUUAUAGUGUUGGUAUUAGUUGAAUAUAUGUCUUUAUAUGUUGGUGUUGGAUGGGAAUGUUGUUGUUGUAUGCUUUUUAUGCUGUACAAAGUCAAAAAAAUUGGGAUUUGAAUAUGUUUGUGCCAUUUUUAAUGA